UGAAUCUAUUGAUGUUUUGCCAGCCCUAAUCGAUUGUUUGAGAAAUCUUUCCGUGGUUUAUAAAUGAUUUAAGUUGCCACCAAAUCAAAACGCAUACAAAAAGUUAACCCUACACGUAAAGGAGAUCCCUGAGAAGAACCCCCAAGCAGCUGCAUCAAGGCAAGAUAUGCAAAUAUGGAUUUCCACAUACUGAUCGUCAUUGGUUGUGUGAUCAGCGCCUCCCUGCUCUCCUUCCUGUUCAUCAAUAAGAUCUUUAGGCGCAAGACCUUCGAGGAGGUUGUCGCCGAGAAGCGCGCCCUGAGCGCCAAUCUGUACAAGGCCGGCGGCGGAGCGGCGGCCACCAAGAAGCCCAAGAAGAAGGAACUGAAGCGCGAGAAGAAACAGCGACAGAGGGAACAACAGCGGGAUGCCAGCCACGAUCCCGAGGAGGAUUACUCCGAUGGCCAGUCCGAGGAGCAGGGCUCUGUCGAGGAGGAGCCCGGCCUGUCCAAGCAGCAUGUGGAAUUCGAGCCCGAUGCAGAGAUCAUGAACGACCAGCGUAGGUCAAGCAAUGCCGCCGAAAAGGAGAACGUUCCCGUGGGCAAGAAGGGCAAGAAGGACAAGCGGAAUGCUGGCAAGGGUGGAGCCGCAGCAGCAGCAGCCGCCGCUUCUGUCGCUGGCAUUUUGGUCAACAAAAACGAGGCCGUGGCCGUGAAGCCCCUCACCGCUGAGGAGACUCCCACUCUGAACAGCUUUGAGGUACGCGCACCCAAGGAUGUGGUCGAGCUGAAGAAGCAGGAGCAGAAGGAACGCAAAGAGGACAACAACAACAAGCAGCAGGCACAGAAGAAGAACGGAUCCGGCAAUGUGGCCAAGAAGGAGAAGCCACAGGCCACCACCGCUGGUGUCUCACCCACAGCUGCUGCUGACCAGGAGCCACCGUCCGUACCCAAGCAGAUACUGAAGCAGCAGCAGCAACCGCAGAACGGCUCGCCCAAGACCCAGAACAACCAAGUGAACAACAAGACCAAACAGCAGCAGCAGCACAAGAAGCAGAAGGAGACCCUGACGACCAAGGAACUGGCCCAGGCUUUGGAAAAGCUGGCGGAUCAUCAGAACCAAACGAUUGGUGUCUCAGCUCUCAUGAAUGUGUUCUCCCGUGCCGAGCUGAAUCGUUCCGAGAUACAGAUUUUGAUCGACUAUUUGCUGAACAAGCAGCAGGAUAUGCCCGCCUCCCAUGCCGAGUGGUCGGACGACAUUUGCCAGAAGUUGAAGCGCCAGCUGGAGGAGAAGGAGAAGCUGCUGGCCGAAGAGCAGGAGGCCUCCAUUGGCAUCCAAGCCAAGCUGCGCGAGCUGCGCCAGGAGGUCAACACGGAGCGCGCCCAGAUGCAUGGCCGCAUUCAGGCCUACAACGAUAAGCUGCAGGGCAAAGAGCAGGAGUUGUCCGCCGUCAACCAGGAGCUGUCCAGUCUCAAUGAUAAGCUGACCCUCGAACGCCAGCAAUUCCAGACCUUGCUGAGGGAAAAGCAGGCCAGUUCGCAGGACUUGGUGCCACAGUUGCAGCGCCUGCAGCAGGAUCUGGCCCACAAGGAGAAGUGCCUGGCCGACAUGACCGCCUUCGUGAGCGCCGAGACGCAGCAGAAGAAUGAGCUGAUCCAGCAGCAGGCCCAGCAACUGCUGGCCCUCGAGCAGCAGCGCGACGAGUUGGAGGUGCGCCAGAACAACAGCAUCUUUGAGUUGGAGCAGCGCAAUCAGCUGGACGCUGAGAACGGCGAGCUGAAGGUGGAGCUGCGCAAUCUCCACAAUGCCCUGGAGUCGGCCAAGGCCGAUCUGGCGCAAGCCCAAUCGGAACUGACGCAUGUCCGCGGCGGCGAGCUGCAGGAGCUGCGCCAGCAGACGGCCACAUUGGAGGCCAACAAUCAGACACUCAACCAGCAGCUCAGCCAGGCCACAAGCAGCGCCGUUCAGGCAACGGCCGCCCAGUCGGAGCAGGCCCAAUUCCAGUCCGAUGCUCUGGCCAAGAAGCAGCAGGAGCUGAGUGCCCUGCAGGCGCAGUACGGAUCGCUGACCGCGGCCCAGGACAAGCAGCAGCAGCACACCAGCAGCCUGCAAUCGCAGGUGCAGGAGCUGCAGCAACAUGCCGAGCAGCUGGUGGCAAGGGAGAAGCAGCUGCAGCAGGAGCUGCAGGAACAGCGCGAGAAGAAUAAUGACGUGCGUAUGAAAAAUUGGAAGUUGAUUGAAGCGUUGCAAAAUGCCGAAGCAACAGCAACCGCAACCGCAAAGACGAAAGCAAAUACCAAGCAAUCCUUAGGCCAACAAGAUCUGCAGCUGCAACUGCAACAGCAGCAACAACAGCAAAAGUCAGCGGCUGCGGCUGCGGCGGCUGCCAAUGGGGCAAGCUCCUCCGCCAAGAGCGAACAGCAACGCAUACGCGAUCUUUACCAGCGUCUCUACCCAGAUGCGGUGAAAGCGCAAGCGGCCAGUGCACUGCAGGCCUCCUUCGAUCAGUGGCUGGAGCAGGUGUUGGCCACACACAUCAAGCAGCAGCAGCUGGAGCUGGAGAGGAAGGCGGCCCAGAACAGUAGUAAUAAGUCCACACAAUCAAACAAUAGUAGCAGUAGCAACCACAAUAGGAGCAGCACCAGCACCAGCAGCGGUAGCAGCAGCGCAAUCCACAACAAUAUUAGUAGCAAUAAUAGUAGUUCGAAUAGCAAAUCCUCCUCCUCCGCCGCCCCCAACGCUGAGCAGCAGCAACAGCAGCUGGAGCUGCACAAACAGAACCUGCAGUUGCGGGAAACGAACGAUAAGCUCACGCAGCUGGUCACCAAAACGACCAACACGCUGAUGGACCUGGAGGAGCGUGCAAGGGAGCAGGAUGAGCAUUGGCGUGGCAUUGUUAACCAGAAGGAGCAGUUGAUCACCAAGCUGCAACAGCAUGUCUCAAAUGGGGAGCAGGACAUUUAAUGUCGCUGAGGAGGAAGCAGAAAGCAGAAGCAGAAGCCCUACAACGACGAUAAAUGACAAGCAACCACACACGAGUUUGUCCAAACUUCCAAAACAACAACAACAACAGCAACAGAAAACCACAAUUCUAACAAUUCUAUUAAGUUUAAAGAGAGGGGAGGCCCCCCCACCACAGCAGCAAGUAAACAGUUAAUGAAUGAGAAAAACCUACCGUUCGGGAAUGCUUUAAGAACUUAUCUACAGCAAAACAACAACUAAAAGUAAUAUAAAACAAAACAAAACAAACAAAAACGACUCUUGUGCAAUGUUAAACGAGAUUUAAAAAGCAAAAAAAAAAACGAAGGAAUUCUUAGCCCUCUCACAACAAAAAUCCAUUGCUGCUGCUGCCCCAAGUGAGAAAAGAAAUGUCUCUGUACGUUUUUCUUUCUCCCGAAUUAACUAAUUAUUAUUAUUAUGAUUAUUUAACCAGCAGGCCGUAUGCGUAUGCGAAUAUUAUUUGUGUUGAACUUGCAUUUAAAACAAAAACAAACAACAACAACAAAAAACGCGCUAUAAACAAUUGUAUAUGUAUAUGUAUCUUAUGUUUAAGCAAAUGAAUUUACACGAGAAAAAAAACUACUUAAAAGGCAAUUCUAUAUACAAAAAAAAAUAAACCAAUUAUAUACUUAUAAUUAAACACUAAAUUUAUGUAUGUGUAUGUAUAUCUAUUUAUGUAUGCAUGUCAUGUGUAACGACAAAUUGUUUGUGUUUUUUUUUCCAUGUUUUCCAUGUUCUUUUUUGAAUUUAAUUUAAUUGUGAAGCAAAAAAAAUAGUAUUCAAAACCCGCAGCAGCAUGUGGUCGGUCCACCCCACAGCAAAAACAGCAAACAACAAACAUUUAAUUAAGCGUAUAUGAAAAAAACCAAGUAAACUAUUUUUAUAUAAACAAAACACACACACACAAAUGAGAGAACCCUAAUUCAUAAGUAAAACGCAAAUUAAACACAAAAUGGUAAAUGCUAGCGCCAAUUAGCGAUAAAAACAAAAAUUGUCAAAACAGUAAACUUGUUGCAUGCAAAAAGAAAAAAAAAAGUAUUUAGGGAGGAGUAGAAGGAACACACACAGAAAAAAUGGCACCCGCCCCCCCUUCCCACAAGAAAACGAAUGAGCUAUAGCCUGCAUUAUAAAGAUUUAUGAUGUAUAACUUAUGGUAAAUGAGAAUUAAAUACAUACACACAUAUGAGAAAACAUAA
Messenger RNA from Drosophila obscura, 4175 nucleotides. It is a transcript of the gene alt, whose product is annotated as ribosome-binding protein 1. Gene Ontology annotation, cellular component: endoplasmic reticulum membrane. The record is from RefSeq and is a predicted model, not a curated record. NCBI's taxonomy places the organism in Eukaryota, Metazoa, Arthropoda, Insecta, Diptera, Drosophilidae.